This is a messenger RNA of Rhizophagus irregularis DAOM 181602=DAOM 197198, 787 nucleotides long. Its product is annotated as 40S ribosomal protein eS26. Gene Ontology annotation, molecular function: mRNA binding; structural constituent of ribosome. Gene Ontology annotation, cellular component: ribosome; cytosolic small ribosomal subunit. Gene Ontology annotation, biological process: translation. The record is from RefSeq and is a predicted model, not a curated record. NCBI's taxonomy places the organism in Eukaryota, Fungi, Glomeromycota, Glomeromycetes, Glomerales, Glomeraceae.
GUCAAUUAUAAAUUUUUUGUGAAUAAAUAUUUCGUACUGUAUAAAUUAGUGACCUUGAUCUUGAACUUAAUAAUGUUAAUAAUGUGCAGCCACAACUUUACAUCUAAGUCAGAUCGGCAGUUAAUGGUGAUUGGUUCUAAUUUUCAUCGCAAAUUACAUAACCGAAAAAAUUAAAUCAUAAUAGUUUCUCUCUCUUACUUCCAUCCAUUUGCUGUUUGACAAUGACCACAAAGAGAAGAAAUCACGGACGUAACAAACAUGGGCGUGGUCAUGUCAAGCCAGUGCGGUGUUCUAACUGUGCUCGCUGCGUACCUAAGGACAAAGCUAUCAAACGUUUUACUGUUCGAAACAUGGUAGAAAGUGCUGCAAUUCGUGAUAUCACCGAUGCAUCAGUUUACCAAGAAUAUGCCCUCCCAAAAUUAUAUAUCAAGCUACAUUACUGUGUAUCUUGCGCGAUUCACUCUCACGUAGUGAGAGUUAGAUCACGUGAAGGUCGUCGUAAUCGUGCUCCUCCGCCGAGAGUUCGAUAUAAUAAGGAUGGGAAGAAGAUUAACCCUAACGUUCAACAAAAGGCUACUACAUAAAAAUGCAAUCGUAUCAGCAAUUAUUUUUUUCCGUAGUAUAUUAUUAUUAUUACUAGACAUGUUAUUCAAAUAAUAAUAAAUAAAUCUUUUUAACAAAUAAGAUAUUGAUUACCGAGCAAAAAUAUUACAAAACAAAAAAAAAUUACACUUUCUGAAUGAAAUCGCCUUCUUAUCUUUUAUCGUGUUAGAUAAUUUAAAUAAUC